AUGCCCCUCAUAACCGGCCUCCACCAUGUCAACCUCAUCGUCCCACCCAACACCCUCCCCGAAGCCAACGCGUUCUACGGGAAGACGUUGGGUCUGACGCCCCGGCCGGUGCCGCAGUUGCAGAAGGACAGGCUGGCGUGGUUUGAUAUCGGGACGUCGGGGCAGCAGGUUCAUAUUGCUUUUGGGAGGCCAGAGGUUGAUUUCACUGAGGAGGCGAAAGGGGCGUCGAGGCAUCCGUGUUUCAAGGUUGGGAGUUUGGAGGAGCUAGGGGAGUUGCAGAGGAGGGUUUGGGGGCAUUUUAGGGGGGUGGGGGAGGAGUGGGAACGGGGAAGGCCGUUGGGGUGUGAUGAGCCGGGGAAGGAGGAUUCUGGUGCAAAAGGGGUCGAGUACCCGACGAGGUUCUUUGCGCGGGAUUAUGCAGGAAAUCGGUUGGAAUUUACGCUGUGA
This is a messenger RNA of Podospora bellae-mahoneyi, 447 nucleotides long. RefSeq lists its product as uncharacterized. The record is from RefSeq and is a predicted model, not a curated record. Lineage: Eukaryota; Fungi; Ascomycota; Sordariomycetes; Sordariales; Podosporaceae. The transcript is spliced from 3 exons. Bases 1 to 447 code for a protein of 148 amino acids.